This is a messenger RNA of Folsomia candida, 1663 nucleotides long. Its product is annotated as beta-mannosidase-like. The record is from RefSeq and is a predicted model, not a curated record. The transcript is spliced from 6 exons. Gene Ontology annotation, biological process: glycoprotein catabolic process. Bases 106 to 1530 code for a protein of 474 amino acids. NCBI's taxonomy places the organism in Eukaryota, Metazoa, Arthropoda, Collembola, Entomobryomorpha, Isotomidae. Gene Ontology annotation, molecular function: beta-mannosidase activity.
GUAAAAUGUGACCGGCGACGCACGGCGGUGUCGACCUCUGUUCUAAAUUUACCAUUUGAAUUUUAGUUGGCCGAUCAGCUUGGAAUUUUUAUCUGGCAAGAUUUCAUGUUUGCUUGUGCCAUGUAUCCUGCCGACGACGUGUUCCUGCUGAAUGUAGUGGACGAAGUAAAAACGCAGGUCAAACGACUCCAACGCCAUCCAAGUUUGGCGAUGUGGGCGGCAAACAAUGAGAACGAGGCGGCCCUUCAGGGAAGUUGGUACGGAACUUUUGGGAAGUUCGAAAUCUACAAGGCCGACUUUAUCAAGCUCUACGUCGAUACUAUAAUUGGAAACGUGUCGCAGUUAGAUCCUUCCAGAGAGUGCUUGUCUUCCAGCCCGACAAACGGGAUUCAGACAAAGUUGGAAGGCUGGGUUGCCCAAAAUCCGGGCGAUUCACGAUAUGGCGAUGUUCAUCAUUACGACUACUACGGGGACACGUGGAAUCAUGAAACUUUCAAGAGGAAGACGAGAUAUGCGUCGGAAUACGGAUUUCAGUCGUUCCCAUACAUCGGGACGUUAGAAAAGAUUUCUAGCAAUUUCGACCAAUGGACCUGGAAUUCAGCCAUGGUCGAACAUAGACAACAUCAUCCAAGGGGACAGGAAGAAAUGAGAAGGCUAAUUCAGACCCAUUUACCCUAUCCGAAAAAUUACAAUUCCACCGAAGCAUUCCCAGCCAUGAUUUACAUGGCUCAAAUUGUACAGUCGAUGGGGCAGAAGACACAGACAGAAUUUUAUAGACGCCUGAUGGAUAAGUUGGACGAAAAGGAUGGAACUGGUCACAACAUGGGAGCGUUAUAUUGGCAGCUAAACGACAUCUGGGAAGGCUGCUCUUGGGCAUCAUUCGAAAUCAAUGGCAGGUGGAAAAUGUUUGCCAGCUAUAUGAAAAGGUCGUUUCAUCCCGUUCUACCGUCCCCUUACAAGAACUUUGACGGGGACGUAGUCGUGGAACUCAUUUCUGAUGCUAUUGAUGACUUCAGUGGUCAUAUGCGCGUCCGAGUCUUCAAGUUCGAUAGUUUGACUCCAUUGUUUGAUGUGACCACAUUGGUCGCUGGGACAUAUUUGACGUCGAAAGAAGUAUUUCGAAUCCACGAAGAAGAUCUGGAACGUGUUGGAUGUGAUGACGGAAAAUUAGAUCCGUACCCUUGCCUGGUACACGUGACCAUGCCUGGGACCCCCACCAAUUUUUUGCUCCUCCACUACCCCACUAACAAGUCACACCUGAAAUUUCCGAACCUCCGGGCAGUGGAACACACGGCUUCCUCGGAUUUGAAAACGUUUACAGUGACCCUUGUCACCGACGAAAUCGCUCCGUUCGUCUUUCUCAACCUGAGGGAUUCUACCCAUGGACGAUUCAGCGACAACGGUUUCAUCAUGGUCGACUCACAACAAGUGGUCACCUACGAGUCUCGAGAUCCAAUUUCUUUGCAUGAUUUUAUCACACAGUUGGACAUCAUGUCACUUUAUGAUGUUACGGCAGUAGCACAAGAUUAAUGUACCAUUUGUUAACUUGUCGUUAACUUCUUGUUAUUUUCCCUGGAUCUCGCUUUACUACAAGUGCUUUAGAAGAUUGUUAUGACAUGUUGACGUACUUAUGGCGUAAGAAAGAUGAUAUCAAAUAAAUCUA